UUAAUUAUAAAAAUAACCCCAAAAAGAAAUCAAAGGCUCUGGAUUCAACCCUCAGCUCUGAGCUCAAAGCUCUAUCUAAAAAAGAACACAUCUUUCCUUCCUUCACCUAGCGAUAACAACUAUCUCUAUCUCUCUCUUCCAAAUUCUAACUUUUCAUAAUUCUUCUUUCUGCUUCUUGUUCGACACCAACACCCCGAGAGACGCGGGGAUUCCAAUUCAACGCUCCUCUGUAUUUUUUUCCCAUUUCUUUCAGUUAAUAUACUUUUCCCUUUAAAGUUGUUUUAUUUCUCUCUCUUUUCUUUUUUUUCCAUUUUUAGUGUCUUUUGUUCUCACGAGCGAGAGAGAGAGAGAGAGAUCAUCUGUUCUUGCCUUCUUCUUUGAAUCUGGAAAUUUCGAUAAUCUUUUUUUUCUGUAAACAAAAGAAGCUGUAAUCUUUUUUUUGACUGCGUGUGUGUGCGCGUAGGGGAGAGAAGAUUAGGUGUUUCAAAAGAGAGGUGAUAACGUUUGCAGAACGUGACAAACAAUUAUAAUAUUGAAAGCAGCAGCAUCAGCCUAGAAACCCUUUUUAAAAAAUUUAAUUGACGGUGUCCAUGUUUCCGUGUUCGUCCUUGGUCUGAAUUUGACGGAACCCAAAUAAAAAAAAAAAAAAAAUCUGAACUUUCAGACAAUAUUGUAAAAAAAGGAAUCGAAUUUGGUCCGGAGGAUGUUUGGGAUCCAAAGCAGACGUGAUUUGACAAUGGAACUCCAAUCUCAGAUUCCGAUUCUCCGUCCUAGCAUCCACGCCAGACGAGCCAACAUCGUCGUCAAGUUCCAGGAUUUGUACGGCUUCACCGUCGAAGGAAAUGUCGACGACGUCAACGUUUUGAACGAGGUCAGGGAGAAAGUGAGGAACCAAGGACGUGUUUGGUGGGCUCUUGAAGCUAGCAAAGGUGCUAAUUGGUACCUUCAGCCUGAGAUUCUCUUGAUCGGCGACGGCAUCGCUUUGAAAACGUCUCUCAAGAUCUCUACUUUGACGAAUGCGAUUACUUUGAAGAGGUUGAUUAGGAAAGGGAUCCCUCCUGUGCUGAGGCCUAAGGUUUGGUUUUCUCUUUCUGGUGCUGCUAAGAAGAAGUCCACCGUCCCUGAUAGUUAUUAUAGUGAUUUGACUAAGGCCGUCGAUGGCAAGGUCACCCCUGCCACCAGGCAGAUUGAUCAUGAUCUGCCAAGGACUUUUCCAGGACAUCCAUGGUUGGAUACUCCAGAGGGUCAUGCUGCUCUAAGACGUGUGCUUGUUGGCUAUUCCUUUCGCGAUUCUGAUGUUGGCUAUUGUCAGGGACUAAACUAUGUUGCAGCAUUACUAUUACUUGUCAUGAAGACAGAAGAAGACGCAUUCUGGAUGCUAGCUGUCCUUUUGGAAAACGUAUUAGUUCGUGACUGCUACACAACAAACUUGUCUGGAUGCCAUGUUGAGCAGCGGGUUUUCAAAGAUCUGCUUGCUCAAAAAUGUCCUCGAAUAGCUAGUCAUCUUGAAGAUAUGGGCUUUGAUGUUUCCCUCGUAGCCACCGAAUGGUUUCUAUGCCUCUUCUCUAAAAGCCUUCCUUCAGAGACAACUCUAAGGGUGUGGGAUGUACUUUUCUAUGAAGGAGCAAAGGUUCUAUUCCAUGCAGCUUUAGCAAUAUUCAAGAUGAAAGAGAACGAGCUUCUUAUGACCCACCAGGUCGGUGAUGUAAUCAACAUAUUACAGACAACUUCACAUCAGCUUUUUGACCCGGAUGAAUUAUUAACGGUGGCAUUUGAGAAAAUUGGAUCGAUGACUACCAACACCAUAUCAAAGCAGAGGAAGAAGCAGGAACCAGCAGUGCUGGCAGAACUUGACCAGAGACUUAGGAGGCUCAACUCUCUUAAAGAAAGUGGUAAGAGCACAUAAAUAAAAGAACUGUUGGGAGAAGAUGAGCCAAAAGGUGUAAACGAGGGAGUCCCCAACAAUGGUUUAUUUACUACCCCUCUUGAUGGUUUCUCUCUUUUUCUUUCUCUAAGUAUAUAUAAAUAGGAUUUUUAUUUUUAUUUUUUUUCGAGAGCAAAACAUAACCAAGAUCCAUUUCUGAGAUGGUAAAAAUGUCAAGUUUCUUCACAUUCCAAGAGGUGUUACUUUGCCCUCUUGCUUUUAUUUACCCCUCUUUGACAUAAUCAAUUGUGAUCUUCAUGUUUUAAUAUGAUCCAUGUUUGGUUUGUA
This is a messenger RNA of Camelina sativa (false flax), 2212 nucleotides long. The record is from RefSeq and is a predicted model, not a curated record. Lineage: Eukaryota; Viridiplantae; Streptophyta; Magnoliopsida; Brassicales; Brassicaceae.